AUGACGUGGUUUCUGACAAUGUCAGGACGUGGUAAGGGAGGUAAAGGAUUGGGGAAAGGAGGUGCUAAGCGCCACCGCAAGGUUCUGCGUGACAACAUCCAGGGCAUCACAAAGCCGGCCAUCCGGCGCCUGGCCCGCCGCGGCGGAGUCAAGCGCAUCUCUGGCCUCAUUUAUGAGGAAACCCGUGGGGUGCUCAAGGUGUUCCUGGAGAAUGUGAUCCGGGAUGCUGUCACUUACACGGAGCACGCAAAGCGUAAGACUGUCACGGCCAUGGACGUGGUCUACGCGCUUAAACGACAGGGCCGUACCCUGUAUGGUUUCGGUGGCUAAAUAGCAUUUUGGAGCUAUGUUUCCUAAAAGGCCCUUUUUAGGGCCCCC
Molecule: messenger RNA, 378 nt
Organism: Propithecus coquereli (Coquerel's sifaka)
Lineage: Eukaryota; Metazoa; Chordata; Mammalia; Primates; Indriidae
Product: histone H4
Exons: 2
Coding region: 1-330 (109 amino acids)
Biological process (GO): nucleosome assembly
Cellular component (GO): nucleosome
Molecular function (GO): DNA binding; protein heterodimerization activity; structural constituent of chromatin
Source: RefSeq, a predicted model, not a curated record